This is a messenger RNA of Budorcas taxicolor (takin), 4737 nucleotides long. It is a transcript of the gene TECPR1, whose product is annotated as tectonin beta-propeller repeat containing 1. The transcript is spliced from 25 exons. Lineage: Eukaryota; Metazoa; Chordata; Mammalia; Artiodactyla; Bovidae. The coding region runs from base 74 to 3430 and encodes 1118 amino acids. Gene Ontology annotation, cellular component: membrane. The record is from RefSeq and is a predicted model, not a curated record.
GCUCUCCAGCCGCCGAGCAGCAAUCGCUGCGACCCCGCCCGCGCGGUGCCCCUCUCCCGCAGCCCCCAGGGCAAUGCCCAGCUCGGCACUGUGGGCAGUGGACCUGUUCGGCAGGGUGUUCACGCUGUCCACGGCCGGGCACCAAUGGGAGCCAUGCAGGGAUGCCCAGCUGGAGUUCAAGCGGGUCAGCGCGGCCAGGGACUGCUGCUGGGGCAUUGCCUGUGACCACCGGGUGUACGUGCUCGUGGGUGCCAGCGACGUCCCCAUCCGCUGCCAGGAGGAGGCCUAUGAGAAUCAGCGCUGGAACCCCAUGGGCGGCUUCUGUGAGACGCUCCUGCCGAGUGACCGCUGGCCGUGGAGUGACGUGAGUGGGCUCCAGCACCGGCCGCUGGAUGGGGUGGCGCUGCCCUCGCCACACUGGUCGUGGGAGUCAGACUGGUACGUGGACGAGAAUUUUGGAGGGGAGCCCACGGAGAAAGGGGGGUGGACGUAUGCCAUCGACUUCCCUGCCACCUACACGAGGGACAAGAAGUGGAAUUCCUGCGUGCGGCGCCGGAGGUGGAUCCGGUACAGGAGAUACAAGUCUCAGGAUACCUGGGCCAAGAUCCCUUCGGAGGACGACCCCCAGCAACUGCCUGACCCCUUCAGCGACCUCUCUGUGGGCGGGUGGGAGGUCACAGACGAGCCCGUGGGCCGCCUGUCCGUGUGGGCCGUGACCCUUCAGGGAAAGGUGUGGUACAGAGAGAACGUCAGCCACCACAACCCCGAAGGCUCGUCGUGGUCCCUGGUGGACACACCCGGGGAGGCGGUUCAGAUCAGCUGUGGGCCCCACGACCUGCUGUGGGUGACGCUCUGGGAGGGCCAGGCCUUGGUUCGGGAAGGAAUCAACAGGAACAACCCCAAAGGAAGUUCCUGGUCCACAGUGGAGCCUCCCACGUCUGAAAAUGGGAUCCUGCACGUCUCCACGGGAGUCUGCGUGGUCUGGGCCGUCACUAAGGACCGGAAGGUUUGGUUCCGAAGAGGCGUCAACUCUCACAACCCCUGUGGCACCAGCUGGAUCGAGAUGUUUGGAGAAAUGAUGAUGGUGAACGUGGGCCUGAAUGACCAGGUCUGGGGCAUCAGCUGCGUGGACCGGGCCCUGUACUUCCGUCAGGGCGUCACCCAGAGCGAGCUCAGCGGGAAGACGUGGAAGGUCAUCGUCGCCGGCCGGGAGGGCGGCCGCUCGCUCUCCGGCAGCUCCUUCGGCCUCCUCAGCGCCGGCUGCUUCUUUUGCAACGAAGUGAGGGGCAGUGCCGAGUCCUGUGGUCCUGGCAACUCGGAUGCCUCCUGGGAGGUCCCUGGCCCUGCCUCCAGCCCAGCUGGGGUGCAUGGGAAGGAGUCCAAGAAAGGGCCCACCCAUGCAACUGCCAACUUUCCAGAGGCCACCGACCUCUCCUCACUGACGCUCCUCCCGCUGGGCCUAGAGGAGCCUGACAGCGUGGACUGCCACGCGCUGUGGGCCUGGGUGUCUGGCGGAGGCUGUGCCGUGGAGGCCCACACCACCCUCAAGUGGUUCACCACCCAGUCAGGCCUGUGCCCCUCGGUGCAGACGCUCUCGCUGUCCAUCACACCGGCCCAGACGGCCGCCUGGCGGAAGCAGAUCUUCCAGCAGCUCACAGAAAGGACCAAGCGGGAGCUAGAGAACUUUCAGCACUACGAGCAGGCGGUGGAGCAGUCUGUGUGGGUGAAGACUGGGGCCCUGCAGUGGUGGUGUGACUGGAAACCCCACAAGUGGAUGGACGUCCACGUAGCCCUGGAGCAGCUCACGGGCCACGAUGGGGCUCAGGACAGCAUCCUCUUCAUCUACUACGUGGUCCAUGAGGAGAAGAAGUACAUCCACGUGUUCCUCAACGAGGUGACGGCGCUGGUCCCCGUGUUCAGUGAGGCCAAGCACUCCUUCGCCCUGUACACCCCCGAGAGAACGCGGCAGAGGUGGCCCGUGCGCCUGGCUGCCGCCACUGAGCAGGACAUGAGCGACUGGCUCACCCUGCUCAACCUGUCCUGCUGCGAAAGCCAGAGGGUGCACGGCCGCCCCUCCCCGCAGGCCAUCUGGUCCGUCACCUGCAAGGGGGACAUCUUUGUGAGCGAGCCCGGUCCAGACCUCGAGGGCCCUGAGCGCCGGCUGCCCUGUGACCAGAUGUUCUGGCGGCAGAUAGGCGGCCACCUGCGGGUGGUGGAAGCCAACAGCCGGGGCGUGGUGUGGGGCAUCGGCUACGACCACACGGCCUGGGUCUACACGGGCGGCUACGGCGGAGGCUGCUUCCAAGGUGAAGGCCUGGCCAGCAGCACCAGCAAUGUCUUCACACAGUGGGAUGUGAAGUGUGUCCACAUCUAUGAGAACCAGCGCUGGAACCCCGUCACAGGCUACACCAGCAGGGGUCUGCCCACCGACCGGUACAUGUGGAGUGACGCCACGGGCCUGCAGGAGUGCACCAAGGCUAGCAUGAAGCCCCCGUCCCUGCAGUGGACCUGGGUUUCUGACUGGUUCGUGGAUUUCAGCGUCCCCGGUGGCACAGACCCGGAGGGGUGGCAGUACGCCAGUGACUUCCCCGCCUCUUACCACAAGUACAAAACCAUGAAGGAUUUCGUCAGGAGAAGGUGCUGGGCCAGAAAGUGCAAGCUGGUGACCAGCGGGCCCUGGCUGGAGGUGACCUCCGUGGCCCUCAGGGACGUGUCCAUCAUCCCCGAGAGCCCGGGCGCCCAUGGGAGCGGGUUGAACAUCGCGCUCUGGGCCAUCAGUGACAAGGGGGACGUGCUGUGCCGUCUGGGUGUGUCCGAGCUCAACCCCGAGGGCUUCUGCUGGAUGCACGUGGGCACCGACCAGCCCUUCACCUCCGUCUCCAUCGGCGCCUGCUACCAGGUGUGGGCCGUGGCGAGGGACGGCUCCGCCUUCUACCGCAGCUCCGUGUCCCCCUCCAGGCCCAACGGCGACUGCUGGUACCACAUCCCGCCUCCUCCCAAACAGAGGUUGAAGCAGGUGUCCGUGGGGCACACCUCAGUGUUCGCCUUGGAUGAAAAUGGGAACCUGUGGUACCGCCAAGGGGUCACGCCCAGCCACCCGCAGGGCGACAGCUGGGAGCACGUGUCCAACAAUGUGCGCCACGUGUCUGUGGGGCCCCUGGACCAGGUCUGGGUCAUCGCUGACAAAGUCCAGGGGAGCCACAGCCUGAGCCGCGGAACCGUGUGUCGCCGCACGGGCGUGCAGUCCCUGGAGCCCAAGGGGCAGGGCUGGGAUUAUGGCAUCGGGGGGGGCUGGGAUCACCUCUCCAUCCGGGCCAGUGCCACCAGGGCCCCCGAGAGUUCAUCCCAGAAGCCAGCCAGCAAGCAGAAUGGGCAGCCCCCGAGCAUGGCCUGUGGCCCGUGGGAGACCCCCAGCCCCGUCUGCUGCUGAGGCCGCCUCCCCUCACUGGGAGCAGCUAUAGCGCUGGGUGCCAGGGACCAACGUUGAUGCAAAACUUCCUGUCGGAGCCGUGCUCACGCAAAACACCCCGAAACGUGGAUCCGGGGGUGGCGUCACCAGGCCCAGACUCUAGAGUCCGUGCAGAGAACUUGGCCUAAGGUCACGGCCGCCUCGGAGGCCCUGAAAGCCCAGAAAUGUGAAACUCUGUGGACGCUGCGUGUCCCCGGCCGUGGGGAGAACGUGGGGUGGGGGGUGGGAGGCCCUGUUGCCUUGGCCUCAACUGCCUGCUCCCUGCCCCUCUGCCUCCUGCCUUUUGCGGCGGGAGCCUGGAGCCUUCCAGGAACACUGCCCCAGGGAAGAGGACCCAGGGAGCCCCCUCAGCCCUGGAUGGCCCCAGGUGGUGUCAGGACCCUCCUCCUCCCCCAAGAAAAAUGGCAGCGGGGCUCAGGAUGGUUUUUCCUGGGCCCGAUCAGUUCUCAGAACAGGGCUCGCAAAUAGGACUUCAUUUCCUAAGUUAAGGAAGGGGUUGGAAAUAAAUGCUGGGGAGGGGUGUCAUCUUCCCAGGGUGGACGGGGGACCGCCAGCCCACUGUCCAGUUGCAAGGUCAGCAUCCCCAGCCCUCAGCCAGCCCUUCCCCAGGCGUGGUUGGGGCCGAGGGGCUCCUCUCAAGGCAGAUCCUGUUGCAGGGGGUGGGGUGGGUAUAGACCACCAGCCUGUGAGAGAAGCCUGGAGGCGGCAGGCCUGAGCCUAGGCCUAGGGAGGCACCCCCCCACCCUGCCCCCAAGCAACCCCACUCCCAGUGUACAGCUGCUUUUUAUCAGAAAAAGGGUGCACUUGAAGCCUCAAGUCGGCCUCCCACAACCAGGUGAUUUGAUUCGUCUGAACCCACGUCCCAUCUCUGCUCAUUUUGAGACCCUGACGAGCUGACCCCGUUGGCCGCCCCGGUAGGCCCGCUGGAAGAGCUCAGCUGUGCGCUGUUCUGCCUCGUGUUUGCUGCCCAGAAGCUGACUCCCCGGGGGGCACUGGAGGAAAGCUGGUGGCCCCUGCCAGGUCGCCUCAAAGUGAGCCCAAGAGGCAGGAGUCGGGGGGCAGCACGGGGAAAGCUCGUGAAGGGUCAGCGCCCUCUUAUCUGUUUACACUCAAGUUGUCAAGUCUCUCCAAGUGGGCAUCACGGCUGCUUCCGUGGUGGCGCCUGUUGCUCUGCUGUGAAUUGCUGGUUCUCCAGGGCACCCAUUCCACCCCAGCUCAGCAUCACUGAACCAUCUCGAUUCCUUGGAUGCUUUAUUCAAUAAAAACUU